AUGACCGCGCCCUUCCAAUCAAAAGGCGCCUUUGUAGAAUGGAUCAAGGCCCCGGAAACUCACGAAGGACGAACUCAGGUCGGAGACUCUAGGUGGUCGAACAAGGAUCUCGAGCCGACGCCGCCAGAACAAAGAACAUGGACGUGCCCUGUUCUUGCACGCUCGGUGAUGGGUAUGUAUGGCUCGUACUUCUUCAUCUUUAUCCGAGCAAUCGUUUGUAUCAUCUGGUACGGUAUCCAGACCUACUACGGCGCGAACCUGCUGUCCGUCUGCUUCCGCUGCAUUUUUGGGAAUAGCUGGGACAACUGGCCCAACAUGCUUCCCGCUGGUGCCGACGUCACUUCAAAGCAGCUGCUGGCGUUCUUUCUCCUUUGGCUGGUUGAGUUCCCGUUUACCUGGGUACACCCAACUCACAUUCACUACAUCUACACCGUGAAAGGCUUCAUCAUGCCAUUCGCGUGCUUCGGACUCUUCGGCUGGUGCAUGUCCUACGGAACCGGCAUCUCCAAUAUUGGCGCUGCAUCUGUGGCAGGCGCAUCAGCAGCAGCCAAGACGCCCGUCGGCUGGGCUAUCAUGAGCGGCAUCAAUGUCAUCAUGGGUUCUCUUUCGCCAAUGCUCGUGAACCAACCUGAUCUCGCGCGAUACUGCAGAGAGCCUCGGGAUGCCGGUUGGCUCCAAGGGGCAUGUGUCUUCUUCGCCAAGAUCCUUGUCUUCUUCCUUGGCCUGGCUUCGACUACCUCGUUGCAGGGCGCCUGGGGCAAGGCCUACUGGAAUUUGUGGGAUCUUCUCGAUGCUAUCCUUGACCAUUACUGGAAUCCGACCGCCCGUGCUGGUGUCUUCUUUGUGUCGUUCAGUUUCAUUCUCAGCGUGCUGGCAACGAACUUUGGUGCAAACUCGCUGCCUUUUGGCGCGGACAUGACUGGAUUGUUUCCCAGGUAUUUGACGAUCCGUCGAGGCCAGAUCAUUUGUGCGAUCCUCGGUAUCGUUGUCUUGCCGUGGAAGCUUAUUGCGAACGCGUCUGCGUUCAUCUCAUUUCUGGGAAGCUACAACAUCUUCAUGGCCCCCCUAUGCGCUAUCAUCAUUUUUGACUACAUUUUGGUUCGAAAGGGUAAUAUCCAUGUGCCGUCGCUGUAUAAUGGCUCUAAAGAGGGCCUCUACUGGUUCAAGUCUGGAGUCAACUGGGUCGGGGUGUUUGCCUGGAUCGGCGGUACGGCAAUGGGAUUGCCCGGCCUCGUCGGGCAAUACCAGCCUCAGAUUGUCAGCCAACCGGCCAAGUACAUGUACAUGAUGGGCUGGGUGUUGACGUUCUUUACAUCGGCCAUCUUGUAUGCUGUGCUAGUGCAGUUCUUCAAGGCCAAGGUGUAUCCUCCGGGCUACGAGAAUGCCCCGGUGGACUACGAAUGGCUGGCGAAAGAAGGCCGGGAUGGGUUCUUUGAGGGCGAAAGGGAAGUUGAACCGUACAGACUUACGGCGACCCAGGCGUCAGCUAAGAUCCGGGCUGGGGAGUUGACUGUGGAGGAGUACGCGCGCUCGCUCUUGUCCCACAUUGGGGAGAGAGACCCAGUAGUCAAAGCUUGGGAGUAUUUGAACCCAGAACAGGUGAUUGCACAAGCGAAGGCAAUGGAUGCGAUACCGCCAGAGAAGCGCGGACCCCUACACGGCGUUGCGAUCGCAGUCAAAGACGUUAUCUACACAAAGGAUAUGCCAACACAGCACGGCUCUCCAAUUUACGCUAGAGACGCCCCCAAAGUCGAUGCGGGUUCCAUCAUCAUUCUGCGACAAGCCGGCGCGCUGCUUCUUGCGCCGAUCGGCCUAGGCACCCAAACUGGCGGAAGCACGAUCCGCCCAGGAUCUUUCAAUGGCAUCUACGCCCUGAAGCCGACAUGGAAUUCCAUCACGCGCGAGGGUCAGAAGAUUUACUCAUUGAUCCUAGAUACCCUCGGUUUCUUCGCCCGUAGUGUCGAAGACCUGCAAUUGAUGGCCGAUGUCUUUGACUUGAAAGACGACGAGCCCCCGAAGGACACCUUCGCUGUCAAGGGCGCUAAGUUCGCUCUGUUGAAGACGAUGGUGUGGCCUCAAGCUGGACCUGGCACCCAGUCCGCGAUGACAAAGGCGGCGGACCUUCUCAAGGCUCACGGAGCCGAGGUAGAAGAGAUUGAAUUCGAUCCUGAGCUUCAGGAGCUACCUCAGUGGCAUGCGACUGUGUUGCACAGCGACGGAAGAUCCGCUUUCCUGCCCGACUACCGCGCUGCCAAGGAUCAACUUCACGAGUUCUUGAUUUCGCAUGUUGAUAACACGAACAAGAUCAGUAGAGCGGAGCAGCUAGAAGCGUUUGACAACAUUGCCAUCGCAAGGCCCAAGGUUGACAAGAUGCUGGGCAAGUAUGAUGCCGUUUUGGUGCCUAGCGUCGUUGAUGAGGCGCCGGAAGGAACCUCGAGUACCGGAAGUGCAGCUUUUAACGCUCCCUGGACUGCGCUGCACGUUCCCGUCGUCAACAUUCCUGGCUUUGAGGGUCCGAACGGGAUGCCCGUUGGUGUUUCUCUUGUAGCCCCCAGGUACCAUGAUCGUCAUCUCUUGGUGGUCUCCAAAGCGGUCGGCGAGAUCUUCGAGGCUGAGGGAGGCUGGAAAUCUGCUUUAUAA
This is a messenger RNA of Colletotrichum acutatum, 2640 nucleotides long. RefSeq names its product amidase signature domain-containing protein. NCBI's taxonomy places the organism in Eukaryota, Fungi, Ascomycota, Sordariomycetes, Glomerellales, Glomerellaceae. Bases 1 to 2640 code for a protein of 879 amino acids. The transcript has 8 exons. Gene Ontology annotation, cellular component: plasma membrane. Gene Ontology annotation, molecular function: nucleobase transmembrane transporter activity. Gene Ontology annotation, biological process: transmembrane transport; nucleobase transport. The record is from RefSeq and is a predicted model, not a curated record.